AUGAAGCCAAUCGGAAAAGUGCUUUGUGCUGCAGGGGUCGUAGCUGGGCUCCUAGCUUUCUUCUGGAAAGACCCUUUUAACCCAGAGAGCUUGUCUGGUGCCCGUGUUCUCCUGACUGGAGCCAGUGCUGGGAUUGGAGAGCAGAUGGCAUAUCAUUAUGCCAGAUUUGGGGCUGAAAUUGUUUUGACUGCCAGGAGGGAAGGUGUGCUGCAGAAGGUGGUGGAGAAAUGCCUGACACUUGGAGCAAAGAAUGUGUUUUAUAUCCCUGCAGAUAUGUCUUCCCCUUCAGAGCCUGAAAAGGUGGUUCAGUUUGCUGUCCAAAAGCUGGGGGGACUGGAUUACCUGGUGUUGAACCACAUUGGCAUGACCCGUUUCCAGAUGUGGGCUGGAGAUGUGGAAUACACCCGCUGGCUCAUGCAGGUGAAUUUCUUCAGUUAUGUGGCUCUUGCAACAGCAGCUCUUCCCACCCUGGAGAAGAAUAAAGGCUCUCUGGUGGUUGUUUCUUCCCUCACAGGGAAAAUACCCACUCCCUUCACCACUUCUUAUUCUGCAACCAAGUUUGCACUGGAUGGAUUCUUCAGCUCACUGCGCCAUGAACUUAUCAUGCAGAAGAGAAAUGUCUCUGUCACACUGUGCAUCCUGGGCCUGAUUGAUACUGAUACAGCAUUAGAGAAUACCAGGGGCAAAGUGCAUCUAACUGCUUCUCCUGCUCCUGAAGCUGCACUUGCCAUCAUCCGAGGGGGUGCCAGGCGGGUACAGGAGGUUUUCUACCCAUGGUGGCUGCAGCAUGUGUGCUGCCUCUGGGUUUUGUCCCCCGGUGACCGGGACCAGGUUUUACAGAGCUACUAUAACUACAGCAGUCCUUAA
Messenger RNA from Charadrius vociferus (killdeer), 867 nucleotides. RefSeq names its product hydroxysteroid (11-beta) dehydrogenase 1-like (gene HSD11B1L). The transcript is spliced from 7 exons. Gene Ontology annotation, cellular component: intracellular membrane-bounded organelle. The coding region runs from base 1 to 867 and encodes 288 amino acids. The record is from RefSeq and is a predicted model, not a curated record. NCBI's taxonomy places the organism in Eukaryota, Metazoa, Chordata, Aves, Charadriiformes, Charadriidae. Gene Ontology annotation, molecular function: oxidoreductase activity.